Messenger RNA from Hyaena hyaena (striped hyena), 6015 nucleotides. RefSeq names its product gap junction protein gamma 1 (gene GJC1). The record is from RefSeq and is a predicted model, not a curated record. The transcript has 4 exons. Gene Ontology annotation, biological process: cell communication. The coding region runs from base 382 to 1560 and encodes 392 amino acids. NCBI's taxonomy places the organism in Eukaryota, Metazoa, Chordata, Mammalia, Carnivora, Hyaenidae. Gene Ontology annotation, cellular component: connexin complex.
UCAAAAGCAUCUAGAGCGCCAGUAAAAGCCACGACGCAGAGCUAGGACGGUUAACCCGACGAGGGCCCAGAGGAGCAGAACCUAGAACAGGGCAUCAGCAUCCUGAAGUGUCACACUGGACCCAGGCCUCGGCGGAGCGCACGCAAGACAACUCUCCGGCUCGCAGGACCAACCUAAGAUGCCCUGGAUGCUAGGAGCUAAGUGGUCAGAAAAAUUGAAGAAACCUGGACUUUCAAGGAGCUCAUUCCAGCAGAAGAAACCAGUAUCACUAACCUCGAUUUAAUAGAAGGGAAUCUGGAAAAGUUAUAAGCAAAACAUCAUUUCUCUAAGAAAAUUCUGAAUAACAAGUUCUGAGUAACAGGGCAAACCAGUUCCACCACCAUGAGCUGGAGCUUCCUGACUCGCCUGCUGGAGGAGAUCCACAACCACUCCACAUUCGUGGGGAAGAUCUGGCUCACUAUAUUGAUUGUCUUCCGGAUUGUCCUUACGGCGGUGGGAGGAGAGUCCAUCUAUUAUGACGAGCAAAGCAAAUUUGUGUGCAACACGGAGCAGCCGGGCUGCGAGAAUGUCUGCUACGAUGCCUUCGCGCCCCUCUCCCACGUGCGCUUCUGGGUAUUCCAGAUCAUUCUGGUGGCAAUGCCCUCGGUGAUGUACCUGGGCUAUGCCAUUCAUAAGAUUGCCAAGAUGGAGCAGAGCGAAGCAGACAAGAAAGGAGCUCGGGGCAAGCCCUAUGCAGUGCGCUGGAAACAGCACCGGGCUCUGGAAGAAACGGAAGACGACCAUGAAGAGGAUCCCAUGAUGUAUCCAGAAAUGGAACUGGAAAAUGAGAAAGAAAAUAAAGUGCAGAGCCAACCUAAACCCAAGCAUGACGGCCGCCGGCAGAUCCAGGAGGACGGGCUGAUGAAGAUCUACGUGCUGCAGUUGCUGAUAAGGACCGUGUUCGAGGUGGGUUUUCUGAUAGGGCAGUAUUUUCUCUAUGGCUUCCAAGUCCACCCGUUUUAUGUGUGCAGUAGACUUCCUUGUCCUCAUAAGAUAGACUGCUUUAUUUCUAGGCCCACCGAAAAGACCAUCUUCCUCCUGAUAAUGUAUGGUGUCACAGGCCUUUGCCUCCUGCUGAACUUUUGGGAAAUGCUUCAUUUAGGGUUUGGGACAAUUCGGGACUCACUAAACAAUAAAAGGAGGAAACUGGAUGAUCCGGGUGCUUAUAAUUACCCCUUCACUUGGAAUACGCCGUCUGCUCCCCCUGGCUAUAACGUUGCCGUCAAACCGGAUCAAAUUCAGUACACCGAGCUGUCCAACGCUAAGAUUGCGUACAAGCAGAACAAGGCCAACAUCGCCCAGGAACAGCAGUACGGCAGCCACGAGGAGAACCUCCCCGCGGACCUGGAGACCCUGCAGCGGGAGGUCAAAAUGGCUCAGGAGCGCCUGGACCUAGCGAUCCAGGCCCACGGCCACCAGAACAACCCCGACGGCCCCCGGGAGAAGAAAGCCAAAGCCGGGUCCAACAAGAGCAGUGCUAGUAGCAAAUCAGGGGAUGGGAAGGCCUCCGUCUGGAUUUAAUCCUGGCCGGGCUUGAAGCUUGCGCUCUUCGCAGCUCGCGGUAAGCGGCGCUCCCUGAGUAAUGGCCUCCGCUGAGUAAACAUUUGGCUCUGCUUAUCUUCAGGGAUGCCGCUGGCUCAUGACCGACGCUCAGGGGACUCUGAAAGCGGGGCUGGGACAAGGGGGAGAAAAGGAGGAACACUGAGUUCCUGGGCACAUAUUUCAGCAAUAAUACUGUUAUGGAACUUUACAUUUAUGUCUUCCAGAUCUGGGAAAAAAGAGAUAAUAUUUAAAUCAUUCUUGUUGAAAAGUUUUUGUAUGUACAGUAUUAUGGUACAUUUUUUUUAGUCUGAGAACUUUCUUUUGUAUUUGUAUAUUGGACCACUAUAGUUAUACUUUUAUAUUAAAGGAAAAAAAGUCCUUCAGGUAAUGCCUAUUAGGCUAGUGUUAUUACUUUGUUCAGCAAAUUCCACCCUGGGUUUAAAGUUUUAAUAGACGCCAUACCUAAUAAAAGUGCCUCUCGCGUUGCAGGGAAGAUUUCGGAUACGUAAGGAGCCAGAGGAGGAAGCAUCAGUUUUCAGUCUUGGAAAGAAAGUCCACAGUAGAAGGAGGCUGAGAUCUUUUCUCCUUUACUUAAGAAAUCUCUGAACCUUAUUCACCUACCCAAACCUGUCUCCAGUCUUUGCAAACCUGUUUGUAUUUUCAGAGAAUAUUGAUGAUUAACUGCAGGAUUCCUCUCAUUAUCAAGGAUUGGCAGCAUAUGCCUUGACGGUGUGUACAUAAUUUAGGUUCUUCCAAAAGGUCGAUUCUCAAAGGUGUCCCCAGUCUGGGAGCAGUGUGGCAGCCCUGACCAGAGGUGUUACUAAGAUUCCUCUAUGGCAAAGCUGUGCCUGGAAAAUGAGCCCUACUAUGUGGACCUAUUUGAUUCGCCUUAAAUCUCUAUCCAGAAAUCUGCCUCUCUGGUUUCAAGAAACCAGGGUCGGAUAUUUUCUUUGGAUGUUAACAUUGGAAAUAAAAAAAAUUCCCUCAUAGGCUAAAAAUACUCUGAGCCGUUUGUAUUGCAUGUGGCAGAAGGCCCAAAUCCGAAUUCCUUUUUCUUUUUUCUUUUUCUUUUUUUUUUUUUUUUUUUUUUUGGUAAUUUGCCAUGUAACUUUGAUCAUUUCUGUACUUCUGCCAGUGUAGAUUUCUGUGUGGAAGACCGGUCAGAACGGCCUGUAAAUAGACCUGAAGAGAAUUUCAGAAUUCAUUCCCUACAGGCAUAUCUGUUUGUUAAUGACCAGCAUUAAUGUUCACAUAACACUUGUGAUACGCAGUAUUUCAUUGAUAUCUUCAGGCCUAUAUUAUGUUGGAGAGCAAAGCUCUCCCAGCCCGUUCACAUCGUUUGUCUUAUAGUUUAUGAGCUGGUGAGCAGAACCUUAAAGGAAGGGGCCUUUGCUUCCCAGGGAUCUUUUCAGUUGGAGUGUCUCACUCUUUUCUCAUAGAAAACAAGCCGCCUCUGACUUUGAAAUUACAAAAGUAUUAUUUUUUAUGUCUUAAUUUUAAAAUGUCAGUUCUUUAUUAUUUAGGAGAAUCCCGGACCAGCACCCUUUGGAUGUUUCUUUUUCAUUUCUUUACUUGUUCUACUCAGGAAAAUGUCCACUUCUCUUCUAGCCAUGCAUUAGCCUUUUUCCCCCCCCCCCCCCAAUCUAUAAAUUUUAGCCUAGACACACUCCUUGGACUCUCUAAACACCUUCAGCAGAAAGUAAACUCAGGAGAGACUGAAGGGGAAUUUCACAAAACAAUAGACCUGACGUGGCCGGAUCGUUAGCAGAUGUACGCAGCUUCCAUCAUACCAAGUGUUUUAUAAGGAAAUUCAAGUGCUUAUUCUUAGAAAACAAGCAAGAUGUUAAACACCUAAGCACAGCUAAGGUGAAGAUUUAUCAGGUCAUUCUUGUGUCACUAGAGCUUCAAGGAGAUUUCUUAACCAAAGGACAGAAGAUUCACAGACACUCAACGCACAUCUACACAGAGCCUGAAGGAGACAGUGGCUUCGCCCACGGAAAGGCUGGGGACUCGAGAGUGACAGAGAGGAAAGGAGUCGAGCAGAAAUGCCAGGCAAAGACAAGUAGCGCCAGAAGCAUCCACUUAGUUCCUUACAAACAGUGCCCUCGGCGAUUCCUCUUGGCUUGUUCCGUUGAGAAUGUUGUUUUGUGUCCGGAUAAUUCUUCCCAACAUCUUAAAGUUUAUAGGGAGAUAUCCUAAGUCACUUCACAUGUGCAAGUCUGUUCUCUCACCAAAGUUUUAACUAUGACACAGAGUUCCCAACUCUCACUGCUGUUUCUUGGUACAUUUCUUUCAGCCUUUGAACGUGGGAGUUUGCCAAAGCCAUUCUCAUCCCUAAUGGCAUGUCAUGGACCUCCAUUAGGAAAAUGGCCCUAUGGGGGGCUAGCUUAACCCAUGAAUUGGGUCUACGUCGAAUCUAUAAAAAUAUCAUUCUGGUUAUUCUGGAACUUGCAGGUAUUAGUAUAAAAAUGUGUGUCAGCAGGUUUUGUUUUUUUUCCUAUCAAAAUCACAUCCCUUGGAAAUAAGCCGCAAAGGCAUGCCUGUCCUAUGACACUUGCUUCUCUAAAUAGUUGAGUGUUUAGCCCCUUCAUCUACUAGAACCAGGAUACGGUCAACAUGUUUAUAUUUCUCAAUAUACUGUUGGAUUUAUUCAGUUGUGGUGUGUGUGUUUGGCUCAUCAUCUGUGUUAAAAUGUGUUAUUCAGAAGAGAUGUAUACAACAGGCUUUUUUCUUAAUUCGAAUUUGAAGGGGGGUUAGAUAACAUUCUCUUAAAGAGUGUUAGUGUUCACUUUGUGACUUUUCUUUGCCUUGUGACUUAGUUUUUCCUAUUUCUGUAUUUGCUCACUGAAAACCACAAGUAUGUUAUCUCAUUUGAAGUCCGUUUUUCUGGGGAUUUUCCUUGACUAAUCUGUAAAAAAAAUACUUUUGAUAAAAAUGAAAUUUGCCAUCGAAAAUGGUCUUCACGGCCCCGCCAACUCCCACAUAAUCUGGCUUGUAGAAGGCCGCCCAUGUCUUAAAGAGAAAAAAGAGUCCUUCUUCGGUACCUUAACUCUGUCAUUUCUUAAUGGUGUGACAUCAGGCAGUUCACCUGACUUUUCCAAGUUCCGGGAGCUACUUCUCAGAAGUGUUUAUGAAGUAGUUAGAGCCUAUGGUAAAGGUAUUUAAAAACCAAUGUGCUCGCUUCGGCAGCACAUAUACUAAGAAAAACCAACUAGUGGUCAUGUGUCUGAACUUGGAUCUUCAAGGAAAAAAUAGUUGACAAAACUACAUGAUGGUUGUAAGACUCCAAUGCUCUCCAUCACAGGGUCACAGGUGGCUUAAAACACUUGGCUUUAAGCCGUUCAUACCAAGAAUGGACUUAAAUGUCAUUCCCGUUAGUCAUACUGAUGCUUUACCCUUUCAGCUUAUAAAUGUCCAUGCUUUAUUCCUUCUGUCUCAUUUAAGAGACCGUAUACCUCUAAAAAUAACAUCUACAGUUUACGAUGAAUUUUUGGCCAGCUAGCUUGCAGUAAAAGGUGAGUAUGUUAUACUUGAACCUACUUCAAGAAAUGCCUUUUUAUAAAGGAAGGGUCUUUCUUGACUGAAGAAAAGACCUGAAAGUCCAAGAUACACAGUUACAGGCCAUUUUGAUUGGAAGAUUCCAGGUAUUAGAUUAAUUGUAUCUGUAUAAAAUCAUGUAAUCUCAUGAAGAGCCUUACCACCUGAAAAUAAGAAAGCCCCCGGCACCUCUACAAUGUAGAGUUUGGAACUAAACGUUACAUUCUGGCCACACAUCAUGGAGAGACUAAAAGAUUUUACUUGUCCCUAAUGCAAUUGUGUUGUUUUAAAUAAUAAUGUUAAGUGAGUUUGGUUCAUGCACAUUCCACCCUAAUAAUCGUACUUUUUAAAAAGAGGCAAUCCAUAGUAUUCUAUAAUGCAGGAGUCCAAACAAAAGAAAGUCUUACUCCCAUGCAAAGUCUCUGCAGAAAUGAAAGGGGUAAGCAUUUUACAUUUCCAGGUUGGCUUGUUGAACUAGCAAAGGCAUUGGCUAUAUGCUUCCAAGAGUGGAAAUUUUUCUUCAUUGUACUUUCUGAUUGUGUUUUCUUUAAUAAAGCUCUUACAGAAGUCUCUACCUCAGGCACUAAGUAUUGGAUACGGUUAGCAUAUUGAUACUGAAAAACUUGGCUAGGACUUCUAGCUUUUUAAGACCAUUUAAACAUAAACUUCAACUGUUAACCAGCAAUCUAAUGUCAUGUGUGCAGUUUGGAUGUUGUAUGAACAGCUAAGGAAUUACCCAUUCUAGUGCCAAAGAUCACUCGUUGCUAAUUUUGUUCUGUACAGUUAAUGUGAAACUUUUUAUGGUGGGGACAGACUUCUGUGCUCGGGGCCUUGUCUCUAGGAAGAUGUGUCAGUUCCAAAUGUUUUGUGAGUUCCAAAUACAGUUUAGAAGAUUCA